GAUCCCGAGUCAGUCCACCCACUGGCAACCAACUGCCGGAAUACAAUGGUUACAUUAUCUUGAGGUGAAGAGCCGAGAUCUCAAGCAAACUUCCAGAACCUUACUGCGAUAUAGCACAGCUGACAGUAGCGAAUCUGUUGUGGUAAACCACUCAUCUGCAUUGACCUGCCACUGCUUUGUGGGCAAGCAUUCGCGCGGUCGCAAGCAUGGAUGCGCAGCAGAAGAGGAACAUCGUCAUCGUUGGCGGCGGCAUCAUCGGAUGCACCACGGCUUACUACCUCACACGCCACCCCAAGUUCAACCCCGCCUUGCACACCGUCACCCUCCUCGAAGCCACCUCCAUUGCCUCGGGCGCAUCUGGCAAAGCCGGCGGACUGCUCGCCCUAUGGGCCUAUCCCACCUGCCUCGUGUCCCUAUCAUACCGCUUACACAGCCAACUGGCUGCAGAACACAACGGGGCAGAACGAUGGGGUUAUCGACGCCUGGGAUGCGGUAGUCUGGCCGCCACAGUCAGCGCGCACGACAUCAAAGGCAGGACAUACAAACCGCCGUUACCGCCGAUGGAGAACGGCGCUCAUGGCGAACUCCCCAUACAAAGUACCGUUCCGGAUGAAAGGACCAAGGAUUGGGAGAAGCUUCCCAAGCAAGACGACAUGGCAGCUGGCCUGCUGCAAAACUCACCCUUGCCAGCCGACCUGGACUGGCUUGACGGCAGAUUGAUCCAGGGCUACGAAGAGAUGGGCUCACCGGGGGCAACGGAGACAGCCCAAGUUCAUCCAUUUCACUUUACUAACGCGCUUGCCGAUUUGGCAAAAGAAAAGGGGGUUGACAUCAGACUACGAGCCAAAGUGACCAAGAUAAAUGACGCCAAUACGCAUGGCAUACACAGUGUGGAGUACGAGGAUCGCAACACAGGGGAGAGGCACACCAUCGACGACGUGACCGACGUCGUCGUGGCCGCAGGGCCGUGGACCGGGAAACUACUCCCCCGGACCAGAGUAGAAGGCUUGCGCGCUCACAGCGUUGUCUUUGAAGCCGACGUCAGCCCCUAUGCCGUCUUUACCGAUAUCGAACUACCGGCAGACUACGUCCCGGAACACCGCGCCAGCCAGGGUCAGAAAAGACGGCAUAAGGGGAACGUCGACCCGGAAAUUUACGCCCGACCGUUCGGGGAGGUGUACGCUUGCGGCGAACCCGACAAAUCCAUUCCACUCCCAGCCACUGCCGACGAGGUAUCUGUCGACGAAUCCCAAUGCGACGACCUAAUAGCCUACAUCAGCACCAUCUCCCCCACCCUCGCCAAGGCGCCCGUCAAGGCCCGCCAGGCCUGCUAUCUGCCGCAGCACAUCCGCUUCGGGGAGCAGAGGGGUCCGCUGAUCGGACCGACAUCCGUCCCCGGGCUGUGGGUUGCCGCGGGGCACACGUGCUGGGGGAUACAAAACGGACCGGGGACAGGCUAUCUCAUGGCAGGCAUGAUUUUUGGGGAUAAGCCGGAUGACGAGGUGGGAAAGUUGGAUCCGAGGAAGUUCAAGGUUUGAGGCGAGGGUGGUUUUUAUAUAUACUACGUUCAGACAAUGUUACCUUACCUUUUAUAGGCGUUCAAGAAGAAUGGUAGCUCAGAACAUACCUCUAGCGGGUAACUC
Parathielavia appendiculata is the source of this 1643-nucleotide messenger RNA. RefSeq names its product FAD dependent oxidoreductase. Bases 207 to 1538 code for a protein of 443 amino acids. The transcript is spliced from 3 exons. Gene Ontology annotation, biological process: retrograde transport, endosome to Golgi. Gene Ontology annotation, cellular component: late endosome; cytoplasm. Gene Ontology annotation, molecular function: oxidoreductase activity. The record is from RefSeq and is a predicted model, not a curated record. NCBI's taxonomy places the organism in Eukaryota, Fungi, Ascomycota, Sordariomycetes, Sordariales, Chaetomiaceae.